CCGCCGCCUGGCUGGAGCCGGCUCACGCAGAACUGAAACCUCCAAUGCAAGCCGGCCUCGCCCCCGCCCACGGCAGCAGCGCCAAGGCUCCGCCCCUUCCCCGUCCUACCAGGCUCCACAAUCACCUGCAGAGAUCAUCGCUGUGCCCAGGCGGUUGUGUCGACCCAGCUAGACAGGAGCUGAAACCAUGGCGGAGAAGACUCAAAAGAGUGUGAAGAUCGCACCUGGAGCAGUUGUGUGUGUAGAGAGUGAAAUCAGAGGUGAUGUCACCAUAGGACCCAGGACAGUGAUCCACCCUAAAGCACGAAUCAUCGCAGAAGCCGGUCCAAUAGUGAUCGGCGAAGGCAACCUAAUAGAGGAACAGGCGCUCAUCAUAAAUGCUCACCCUGAUAAUAUCACUCCUGAUGCAGAAGAUCCAGAACCCAAACCUAUGAUCAUUGGCACCAAUAAUGUGUUUGAAGUUGGCUGUUAUUGCCAAGCCAUGAAAAUAGGCGAUAAUAAUGUUAUCGAGUCAAAAGCGUAUGUAGGCAGGAACGUAAUACUGACAAGUGGUUGUAUCAUCGGGGCCUGUUGCAACCUGAACACGUUUGAAGUCAUCCCUGAGAACACAGUGAUCUAUGGCGGAGACUGCCUUCGUCGGGUGCAGACUGAACGGCCUCAGCCCCAGACACUACAGCUGGAUUUCCUGAUGAAAAUCUUGCCAAACUACCAUCACCUAAAGAAGACCAUGAAAGGAAGCUCAACUCCAGUUAAGAACUAAGACCAGUAGAUGACAUCAAGAUAAUAUUUGCGUUUGAGCGAUGUCUUUUUUUUUUCUUUGACUGGUGUCUUUUGAAAGAGCCACAUGUUCGUGCAUUCGUAACAGUCCACAAAACACCUGUUGACUUUAUCUUGUAAAAUUGAAUUAGAGAAGAAAGUAAUGGAUUUUCAUUGUAACUGUCCUCUAUAAUUUAUAUAAAAUAUUAUUUUCUGAUGUCCCUGUCCCAUUCUGAUAAUUUACAGAUUUUUUUGCUCUAUGUUGUGUGUUAUAUAACAUGUUGGCCAUGAAUUUUAGUUAUGUAAAAGACUACCCAUGAUAAGAAAGAACAUAUUGUUAUGUAUUUAUAUUCUAACAAAUACUAAACUAAAUAAAAAUGUUGAUGACAGGACUUUAAUCAGUUUUUCUACUUGCAUCAACUUUCCCAAAAUAGCUCUUUUAAUUUUUAUUGUAUACUAGUUAAAUAUAAAAGCUAAUGUGUUUACCUUUUCCUUUUGUGAAUUUGUGGCUGUCUAAAAUUUCAGGUGAAAUUUCAGCAGCUGUUGAAUUAAUUUAGAUUUCAUUAUGUUCCCAAGAAAAAUAUUUUUUUUUCUUUUUAGUAAAACAAAAGUAAUCAGGGAAAGAUGUAUUCAGUAGACUAUGAAGUAAUAAAGAAUGAUGUCUAAUGAAAAUGACAAGUAAAUGACCAUUAAGUGGUAUUCUUAAGUUUCUGAGGACAAUGAAACUAGAAGAGAUUUUGAUAUAUCUAUAAAUAUAUGAAAUUAGCUUGGCAUAUUACUAAUCAAUAAUUAUCAACCUUGGCCUGAUUCUGUUUACCUGAUUAUAUAAUAGGCAAAAUAUUGAGCAUUUUAUUGUAAUUCCAAGUUUUUUAAAUAAUUCAAGUGCGCGCAUUAAUGGAACAUAGUAACUUUUGAAUUAGUAGAUGUUGAUUAAUACUAAGACAUUAAAUGCUAAAAUAUUUUCUCUUGGAA
This is a messenger RNA of Capra hircus (goat), 1728 nucleotides long. RefSeq names its product dynactin subunit 6 (gene DCTN6). Bases 188 to 760 code for a protein of 190 amino acids. Gene Ontology annotation, cellular component: dynactin complex. NCBI's taxonomy places the organism in Eukaryota, Metazoa, Chordata, Mammalia, Artiodactyla, Bovidae. The transcript has 7 exons. The record is from RefSeq and is a predicted model, not a curated record. Gene Ontology annotation, molecular function: dynein complex binding. Gene Ontology annotation, biological process: mitotic spindle organization.